UCAGCCUCCCCCGCUCCAGCCUCCCUGUCGGCCGCUCCCCUCCACUCUUUCCUUUCUUAGGGUCGCAUCAGGCGAUCCCCUCUUCUCCCCCAGGUCGUUCCUGCGUUCCCAGUGAGCAGGGUGGACCGUGCCUCGCCUCCUCCCCUCGGGCUCGGCGGCGCAGGCGCAGCAGACGCGGCCGGGAGGCCGAGGACAAGAGCGUCUCCGGCUCUGGCUCCACCCGCGCAGUGAGCGCCCGGCUGGCUGGUCUGCGGCCACCGGGACGCGUCGGGCAGGGUCGGCGGGCGGUGUCGCCAUGGGCUCGGGCUGGAGCAGCGAGGAGGAGGAGAGGCAGCCGCUGCUGGGGCCGGGGCUCGGGCCUGCUCCGGGGGCUGCGCGCAGGGGCCGGGAGGCGGCGGCGGUCCUGCCAGCGGCUGGCCCGGGCCCGGGGCGCGUGUACGGGCGCCGCUGGCUGGUGCUGCUGCUCUUCUCGCUGCUGGCGUUCGCACAGGGCCUGGUCUGGAACACCUGGGGCCCCAUCCAGAACUCGGCGCGCCAGGCCUAUGGCUUCUCCAGCUGGGACAUCGCGCUGCUGGUACUGUGGGGGCCCAUUGGCUUCCUGCCCUGCUUCGCUUUCAUGUGGCUGCUGGACAAGAGAGGUUUGCGGGUGACCGUGCUUCUGACAUCCUUUCUUGUUGUUUUGGGAACUGGUCUAAGGUGCAUACCUGUAACUGACUUAACCCUUAGGAGAAGAUUAAUCCACGGAGGACAGAUAUUAAAUGGGCUGGCAGGUCCAACUGUCAUGAAUGCAGCCCCAUUCCUCUCUACAACAUGGUUCUCUGCAGAUGAACGAGCCACGGCCACAGCAAUUGCAUCAAUGCUGAGUUACCUUGGUGGAGCAUGUGCGUUCCUCGUUGGGCCUCUUGUUGUUCCAGCUCCCAAUGGGACAUCGCCCCUUCUGGCUGCGGAGAGUAGCCGGGCUCAUAUCAAAGACCGCAUCGAGACUGUGCUGUAUGCAGAGUUUGGAUUUGCCUGUCUAAUAUUCUCUGCCACCCUCGCCUAUUUUCCACCCCGGCCUCCUCUUCCUCCCAGUGUUGCUGCAGCCAGCCAGCGGCUCAGUUAUCGACGCAGCUUUUGUAGGUUACUAAGCAAUUUGAGGUUUUUGAUGAUUGCUUUAGCCUAUGCGAUACCACUUGGUGUGUUUGCUGGCUGGUCUGGAGUUCUGGACUUAAUUUUAACACCAGUGCAUGUCAGCCAAGUAGAUGCCGGCUGGAUUGGAUUUUGGUCUAUAGUUGGAGGCUGUGUUGUUGGGAUAGCUAUGGCAAGGUUUGCAGACUUCAUCCGGGGUAUGCUGAAGCUAAUUCUCCUCCUCUUGUUUUCUGGGGCUACACUGUCUUCCACGUGGUUCACCCUGACCUGUCUCAACAGCAUCACCCACUUGCCUUUGACGACAGUGACAUUGUACGCCUCCUGCAUCCUCCUGGGAGUGUUCUUGAACAGCAGCGUUCCUAUAUUUUUCGAGCUUUUUGUGGAAACUGUCUACCCUGUUCCAGAAGGGAUUACUUGUGGGUUUGUCACUUUUUUGAGUAAUAUGUUCAUGGGAGUCCUUUUAUUUUUUCUCACAUUUUACCAUACAGAGUUGUCUUGGUUCAACUGGUGCCUUCCUGGGUCGUGUCUGCUCAGUCUUCUCCUCAUUCUGUGCUUCAGGGAAUCCUAUGACAGACUCUACCUUGAUGUGGUUGUCUCUGUGUAAUGCCACAGACUCGCAGGACUGCAGAGGGACGAGACGUCAGCCUUGCACAUCUCGUGGGAGGAAAGGAGAGGAAACUUCUUUCUGAGGUUUUGCUAGGUUACAGAGUCUCACAUUAAUUUAAUGACUACUAGGUAAUAAUAAUGGCAGACUUGAGUGUCGCUGGGAUUUGAAAACUCUGUGGACGGCACACCUGCGCUGGCGGUACACCUGCGCUGGCAGCACACCUGUGCCGAUGGCACACCUGCACUGGCAGCACACCUGCGCUGGCUUCUGGAGUAGAGGUGUACCAUCUCACAUGGGAUGCACUGCCCACGUCAGCAACCCCUGUGUGUGUUGUUCCCGUGCUAACCGACUAAGGAGCUGAACUAGGAGAAGAAGCAAGGGCAUUGGGCCCAUGAAGAUGACUCCUCCCAGGCACACGACAAAAGAAUAGGAGAAACGCCACUAACUUCUAAAGACGUUUGAACCCUAUAUCAGGUUUUAAUUACAGAAUAGCCACGCCGUAUAGCAGUGAUAGAAGUUGGCCACAUGUACACUACAUGUUUUUCUAAUAAAGCCAUUUCUUAUAUGACUCUCUUUAUUUUUAAUCAGGUUGGAAAACUUUUGCUGUCUCUGGACACAGGCACUGCCUCACCCCCACUUGCCCUUGUUUCUGUGAAUACAGCGUCUGUCACUGCAGCAAGGUGACUAGAUGCCUGAUAGGGCUGCAUUAGCUGUUGUGUGAAAAGUGUAAUUCCAUUGUGAUUCAGCACUUUGUUGAAGAUGAAAUGAGAGCCACACAAAGCAUGUGUGUCUGCGACAUUGUGUGGUAGCACAAGUGUAAAGUCGAGCAGCCACUGUUAUUACCAGGUUAGAUUGUGUUUAAAUGACCCCCAUUUGGAAAGAACAGUGUAUAACCUUGAAGGUUUCAGAUCUGUGCUUGAUUUCCAAUUUUAACCCUUGUGUUUUAAUUUAGCUUUUAAUAAUACUCAAUUCUAAAUGAAGUCAUUGUAUUUGAUUGGACAGCAUUUUUCCAAUACCUAUUUCUUUCUAUAAAUAAUGGAUUUAAAAAAAAAAAAAAAAACAAAAGCAUACUCACUGAAUGGCUCUUAGACCUGUCUUUCACGAGGUCAUACACGUCUCUGUGAUGGGCCUGUGACACUUGACUGCUCACAGAUCCAUAGCUCCCCUCACACAGAACCAAGCCUUCCCCAAACUUCGGGAGCAGCAGCAGCCUCCACUGUCUGCUUCCUCUUUGCCUUUUCCUCACAUGAAAUAGAAGCUCCAUUGCCAGCCAGCUCUGCUUACAGCUCCUUCUCCGUGCAGGUGGAAGGCAGCUCCCAGUAGCCCGGGUGGAAGGCUGGGCAGUACUCACUGCUGCCAGCCCUGUGCACCAUCACACACCUGCAGCUGCACCUCCAGCCC
Messenger RNA from Chionomys nivalis (European snow vole), 3136 nucleotides. RefSeq names its product solute carrier family 49 member 4 (gene Slc49a4). NCBI's taxonomy places the organism in Eukaryota, Metazoa, Chordata, Mammalia, Rodentia, Cricetidae. The record is from RefSeq and is a predicted model, not a curated record. Gene Ontology annotation, cellular component: intracellular membrane-bounded organelle; membrane. The transcript is spliced from 9 exons. The coding region runs from base 296 to 1732 and encodes 478 amino acids.